This is a messenger RNA of Fonsecaea multimorphosa CBS 102226, 786 nucleotides long. RefSeq lists its product as uncharacterized. The record is from RefSeq and is a predicted model, not a curated record. Bases 1 to 786 code for a protein of 261 amino acids. NCBI's taxonomy places the organism in Eukaryota, Fungi, Ascomycota, Eurotiomycetes, Chaetothyriales, Herpotrichiellaceae. The transcript is spliced from 2 exons.
AUGCCCAAUGUCAAGAUCGUCUCGCAGGCCGAGUAUCUCCCACUCCGGCUGUCCCUCCUCGCGGCUGAAAAGGAAAACACCAGGGCCCGCGACCAGCUUGCGCGCCAACGCCGGGCUCUCCCCGUAGUGGAAGUGACGGCCCCAUACACCUUCACCAACGAGGACGGCAAGGAAGUCAGCCUGUUGGACCUGUUCGACGGCCGCGCCCAGCUCAUCAUCUACCACCUGAUGUUCAGCCCGGACUGGGACGCCGCGUGCGCCAGCUGCUCCUUGCUGGGCGACUCGGUCCCAGACCUGCGGCACCUGCACGGGCACUCGACCACGUUCGUGGCCGUGAGCCGCGCCCCGAUCGACAAGAUCCGGGCGUACAAGAAGCGCAUGGGCUGGUCGUUCCCCUGGGUGUCGUCCUCCGGGUCGAGCUUCAACUACGACUUUGGCGCCACGCAGGACGAAUCCGUCAAGCCCAUCGAGUACAACUUCAAAUCCAAGCAAGAGAUGGAGAAGCGCGGUCUCGCCCACUUCGCAAAGGGCGAGCAGCCGGGCCAUUCGGUCUUUGUGCUCGGCGGGAAACUGACCGGUGUUGGUGACGAGGGCAAGGUUUAUCACAGUUAUAGCAGCUAUGCGCGCGGUGGCGAGCCCAUCAUCAACACCUUUACCUGGCUUGACAUGACUCUUUUGGGCAGGCAGGAUGGGCUCAGCGGCGAAGGCGGGUUGGGUUUCAAGAGACAUGAUGAGUAUACCCCCGAGGACUUGAGGGGGCUGCCUAUCGCCAAGAUUGGUGCUUGA